Saccostrea cuccullata (small rock oyster) is the source of this 603-nucleotide messenger RNA. RefSeq lists its product as uncharacterized. Bases 1 to 603 code for a protein of 200 amino acids. The record is from RefSeq and is a predicted model, not a curated record. The transcript is spliced from 2 exons. Lineage: Eukaryota; Metazoa; Mollusca; Bivalvia; Ostreida; Ostreidae.
AUGCCAGACAAGACUCCCGACAAUUUGAGUAAGGAAGAGAGAUCUGCCUUACAAUCAUUAAAAAGUCGGGAUGACAUUGUAAUCAAGAAAGCAGACAAAGGCUCUACAGUUGUAGUACUGGAUAAAGAGACUUACAUGGCGGAGGCCCAAAGACAACUCUCAGACGAACGUUUCUAUAAGAAACUGGACUCUGACCCUACUAAAGAAUUCUCCACCGCCAUUACCAAAACUCUUGACGAUAUGUUUGAGAAAAAUGAGAUUGGUAUCAACGUCUAUGAGACCUUAAAUCCUAUUGACUCUAGACCAGGACAAUUCUAUCUGCUUCCUAAAAUACACAAAGAAGGCAUGCCAGGUCGCCCCAUUGUCAGUGCAAUUGGACACCCCAUGGAGAAAAUUUCUGAAUUCAUUGAUUUACAUCUCCGUCCACACGUAGAGAAUUUGCCAUCCUAUCUCAAGGACACCACGAACUACAUUAACAAGACGCCCUCUACUUGCCUCCCAGAUCAUACCCUCCUCGUGACUAUGGACGUCACUUCUUUGUACACCAAUAUUCCGCACGAUGAGGGUAUCGAAGCCUGUAGAGAAGUCUGGGAUAUGUUGUAG